Messenger RNA from Camelina sativa (false flax), 859 nucleotides. The record is from RefSeq and is a predicted model, not a curated record. Lineage: Eukaryota; Viridiplantae; Streptophyta; Magnoliopsida; Brassicales; Brassicaceae.
AUUGGCUCUUCUUUUGUGUCGUCGUCUCCUGAAGAACAACGAAAACAUCUCUCAUUGAGUUCCUUCACUGAAUCGCUCUCUUUCCUUGCUUCUUCGAUUUCCAAAGCUAGAACCGUAGAAAGGAAUCAUGGAUCCAGCUGAAAUGAGAUAUUUGGAAGAAGAGGAUGGUCCGAUGGUGAAGACAAUGAAAGGAAGUGUCACUGGUUUUGGUGUUGGGAUGAUUUACGGAACCAUUUUGGCGACUUGGAAAGAUGUUCCAAGAGUCGAGAGAAAUGUGGCUCUUCCAGGGCUUAUCAGAACAUUGAAGAUGAUGGGAACCCACGGGCUUACUUUUGCUGCCAUUGGAGGUGUUUACAUUGGUGUUGAACAGCUGGUUCAGAACUUUAGGUGCAAGAGGGAUUUUUACAAUGGUGCUAUUGGUGGUUUUGCUGCUGGAGCUUCUGUGCUUGGUUAUAGAGCAAGGAGCAUCCCAACAGCUAUAGCUGCAGGUGCAACUCUAGCUAUUACCUCUGCUUUGAUUGAUUCUGGAGGUCAGACCACAAGAGUAGACACUGGCAGAGAGUACUAUCCUUACACCGUAGAGAAAAGAGCUGAAGCUGAUUCCUGAUUUCUCUUUUGGUGACUGAAAUUAAUAAGAUGUGCAUUCGCUGAUCCCAAGGCUCUUUGAGAUAAUAUCUCUUCCAUGUCCUCUCCUUUUUGUUGAUUGUAUCCGGAUAUGUGAAAUCAUGAAACCUUUUGCUCUUGUUUCCUCAUGUUUUUUUCUGUCUGAAUGUUUCCUACAAUAAAAAAAUCAACUUUGUCUGAAAAUGUAUCAAAGGUUUCAGCUUUCAGUAAUCAGACUUUUGAUUGUUUCUGUUAA